UGUCCGGUUAAAGUUUACCCAGAGGCUCUGGAGAAGGAGUUCGCGUCUUCUUUUUUCUUUUUUUCAUCUCCUCACUUCACGGGAGCUAUGAGCGGACUGCGCAAGCACUUCAGUAUGGGACUGGUGCUCCUGAUGUGCACGCUGACCGGCCACUGCAACGAGAGCGCGCCCUCGGCGGCUCCGGCGUGGACGACGACGACUACUGCGUUGACGGCGGCUGCAGCAGGAGGAGGAGGAGGAGGAGAAGGAGGAGGAAGGGACGCCCAGCAGCACUCGAGGCGUUUAAUAGAGAUCAUGAAACACAUUGAGCACAGCCGGGGUCACCACAGCGCGAAAACGGAAGCCCCCUUAACACUGUGGGCGAGGAGCUCUCUGGAUUUACGCAACUUGAAAACAGACAGAGGGGAUCACAUAGUCGCCGUUUUCCCCCGAGAUCUCAGAAAUAAGGAGAAAUUCCUGAAAUAUUUAACAGGUCCACUCUACUUCAGCCCCAAGUGCAGGAAGCAUGCGUACAGACUCUACAACCACACCAGAGACUGCACGAUACCUGCAUAUUUCAAAAGAUGUGCGCGACUUCUGACACGACUAGCCGGCAGUCCGCAGUGCACAGUGGGGUAGCACGCUCAAGGUUGAAGCCAAACACAAGUUCUCCAGAAGAAAAAAACUUGGGAAAAAAAACUGCCUUGGACAGUAAGAGGGAAGCCUAAAAUACUCUGACCAGCCCCAACUGAUAUUAGGCACGGUACUGCCUUUCAGUGAGGUCUGUUCUGUGCUAAGGCGUGGAUUACUGCCACCCACCUCUCUGGCUGGACCCUCGAUGGUUGGCUGUCACCACGAGGGAGCGACCAACAAAACCAGACCAAGAUAAAGAUGGUGACACUGAAGAGUGGAGAAGAAAAAAAGAAACAAGUGGCUGAGAGAAACAAACAUGGGGCCUUUUUUUCCUGCUGGGAUCCAAAAAGAUGUUGCUAAAACACACCAAAAAAAAAGGGAUUGCAUAUUUUUAUUUUGGUCAUUUCUUGAAGAAAAGAGCAAAAUCCAAAUGUACUGUUUAUAGCAUGACUUGCUUUUCUGCGAGUGAUUUUGGGUUGAGCCCAUCCCUACUACUGCACUACCCCAUUAUGCAGACAAAAAGCUCCCACAGACCCCGUGGCCGGCAGUCACAGCAUAGUUUCACUCACUUGUGCUCACACUGAGAAGAAACUGUGAUUAAAUUAUUAAUUGCAUGAACAUUUCUCCGCGUCUUUGCAAGACAUGUUUAAAAAAAGAAGUGGCGGUUGUACGGUUGUAAGUCACAGCCCUCCUGUGGAUUUUGGCAGAGCGUGGUACAGUCUAUAUUUAUAUAUUUGAGUUCCACUGUACACACUAUCGGCCAUAACCACAUAAAACAAGAGAAAUAUGUACAUACUGUAAAGCAAAGCAUAAGAGGAAUCCACCUACCUACCAUAAAUUAAAGUGACUGGCAUUUAUCAAAUGGCUGUUAAAUACAUACAUAAAUAUAUAUAUAUGUAAAAAAAAUGAAAUAUAUUUA
Morone saxatilis (striped sea-bass) is the source of this 1531-nucleotide messenger RNA. Its product is annotated as ALK and LTK ligand 2-like. The record is from RefSeq and is a predicted model, not a curated record. Lineage: Eukaryota; Metazoa; Chordata; Actinopteri; Moronidae. Gene Ontology annotation, molecular function: receptor signaling protein tyrosine kinase activator activity; receptor tyrosine kinase binding. Bases 88 to 618 code for a protein of 176 amino acids. Gene Ontology annotation, biological process: positive regulation of ERK5 cascade; positive regulation of ERK1 and ERK2 cascade. The transcript has 5 exons.